CACGAGAAGAGGCAGCUCUCACAUUUCUCUCCGAGUAUUUCUGUAGUGGGAACCAGCAUCCUACGAAGCUCCAAGGCAAAGCUGCUUGCUCAAACCUUACACCGUUGUUUCAGAUUACUAAUUCUAAAUUAAUUUUCCAGUUUCUUUUUAGAGUACUGAGAUGUUAUAUAACUUCAAUUCCUACACCAGAAUUCGAAAACCUUUCGCCAAACCUCAAAACUUCAUCGAUUUCUUAGAGUUUCAUGCAUGUGAUUGUGGCACUAAGGAACAAUUCAUUGGGCAGAAGGUUACCUCUAGAUCCAGAAACUCUCUCUUUAUAAACCGCUAUUUCAUUGGAUUUAGGGCAUAUUAUUCUUCUCUUUCUUCAAGAAGUUCUGUCAUUAGUUCUCAUUCAAGCACUAGAAGUAGAGGGCAACGAGGGGGAAAAUGUGACAUUGAUGAUAGUGAUGUUGGGCGUCGCAGAUUUAGGCAAUUUGGUUCCGGGGCUUCUUGGAAUCAGCAAGACUGUAACUUUAAUGAUUUUGAUGAGGGUGAAGAGCUUGAGGACGAUGAGGACGAAGAAGAAGAAGGAGAGGAUGGUAAUGAUGAAGAUGAUUUUAUGGUCUUGAAUUCGUUUAAUAGGAACCGUGAACAAAGAGAAGUCGUAAGAAGAGAUGAGGCGGACGAGGAUGAACUUAGACACCCUUUGGUGAGAGAGAUUUGUAGGUUAAUUCAACUUAGGUCGGCUUGGAACCCAAAGCUUGAGGGGGAAUUGAGGCACUUACUUAGAGGCCUUAAGCCUAGGCAAGUUUGUGCUGUUUUGCGCUCCCAGGCGGAUGAACGGGUUGCUUUGAAUUUCUUCUAUUGGGCUGAUCGGCAGUGGCGGUACAGACAUGACCCGAUUGUGUACUAUACGAUGCUUGAGGUCCUUAGUAAGACAAAAUUGUGUCAGGGUGCUAGACGUGUUCUUCGGCUCAUGGCACGUAGGAGUAUUGAACGCCUGCCUGAAGCUUUUGGUUAUUUGAUGGUGUCGUAUAGUCGGGCAGGUAACUUGAGGAACGCAAUGCGGGUGUUAACAUUGAUGCAAAAAGCAGGAGUUGAACCUAAUUUAUCAAUAUGUAACACUGCAAUCUAUGUUUUGGUGAAGGGGAAUAAACUGGAAAAGGCAUUGAGGUUCUUGGCUAGGAUGCAACUUGUUGAAAUUACACCUAAUGUUGUCACUUAUAACUGCUUGAUCAAGGGGUAUUGUGAUGUGCAUCGCAUUGAUGAUGCCAUUGAGCUGAUCGCUGAAAUGCCACUAAAGGGAUGCUACCCAGAUAAAGUUAGCUACUACACAGUGAUGAGUUUUCUUAGUAAGGAGAAAAGGAUAAAAGAAGUGAGGAAAUUAAUGGAUAAGAUGGUAAAGGACAGUAAAUUGAUUCCAGACCAGGUUACCUACAAUACCCUUAUUCAUAUGUUCUCCAAGCAUGGUCAUGGGAAUGAGGCUUUGGAAUUCUUAAGGGAAGCAGAAGAGAGGGGCUUUUGUGUUGAUAAAGUAGGGUAUAGCGCAAUAGUUGACUCAUUCUGUAAGGCUGGGAGGACUGACAUUGCAAAAGAAUUAGUAAAUGAAAUGUUCAAGAAGGGUUGCACUCCUGAUGUUGUGACUUACACUGCUGUUCUUAACGGGUAUUGUCUCUUAGGAAAGGUGGAUCAAGCUAAAAAGAUGCUUCGGCAGAUGUACAAAAAUGGUUGCAAACCGAACACUGUAUCAUAUACAGCCUUGUUACAUGGGCUUUGUCGGCAUGGAAAGUCAUCAGAAGCUAAGGAGAUGAUGAACAUGAGUGAGGAAGAGUGGUGGACCCCAAGUUUCAUCACUUACAGUGUUGUGAUGCACGGGUUCCGUAGGGAAGGGAAAUUGUCUGAGGCCUGUGAUUUGGCAAGGGAGAUGAUUAGAAAGGGGUUUCUUCCAACCCCAGUUGAUAUUAACUUGCUAAUUCAGCCUCUCUGCCGAGAGGGAAAAAUGCUCGAGGCUAAAAAGUUCAUGGAGGAGUGUCUGAACAAGGGAUGUGCUGUUAAUGUGGUAAACUUUACCACUUUAAUUCAUGGGUUUUGUCAGAAGAAUGAUUUGGAUGCUGCUCUUUCAUUGCUUGAUGAUAUGUAUCUGAGCAACAAACAUCCUGAUGCAGUCACGUUUACUACAUUAAUUGAUGCAUUGGGAAAGAAAGGUAGAAUGGAAGAAGCAACCGAACUCACAAUGAAGAUGUUGAAGAAGGGUUUGGAUCCUACUCCUGUUACAUACAGGGCAGUUAUCCAUCGCUAUUGUCAGAUGGGUAGAGUGGAAGAUUUGUUGAAAUUAUUAGAGAAAAUGCUUUUAAGACACUCAUUUAGAACAGUAUAUAAUCAAGUUAUUGAAAAGCUUUGUAGUUUUGGAAAUCUUGAGGAGGCUGAUAAACUCUUGGGUAAGGUAUUGAGAACAGCUUCAAAAAUUGAUGCUAAAACAUGUCACAUACUUAUGGAGGCGUAUUUGAACAAAGGAAUUUCUUUGUCGGCAUAUAAAGUGGCCUUUCGUAUGUUCAGCCGGAAUCUGAUUCCUGACUUGAAGCUGUGUGAAAAGGUGACAAAAAGACUGAUGUUAGAAGGAAAAACAGAGGAGGCAGAUAAGCUUAUGAUGCGUUUUGUUGAGCGUGGGCACAUUGUAUCCGAGUGUCGAGAGCAUCUGGGAAGCUAGUGGUUGGUGGGAUUUCUAUCAAGCUAGAGAGGCCUCCAAGGCAAUUCACAAGUGGCAGCAAUCUAGAAAUGAUAGAAGUUUCGAACGCAAGAGGACAAUGAAUGAGCUUAAAGUUCUUUUUUUCCUUGUUCUUAUGGGCGGAGGUCAU
Juglans microcarpa x Juglans regia is the source of this 2834-nucleotide messenger RNA. RefSeq names its product pentatricopeptide repeat-containing protein At1g62914, mitochondrial. The transcript is spliced from 2 exons. Gene Ontology annotation, molecular function: protein binding. The coding region runs from base 161 to 2686 and encodes 841 amino acids. Lineage: Eukaryota; Viridiplantae; Streptophyta; Magnoliopsida; Fagales; Juglandaceae. The record is from RefSeq and is a predicted model, not a curated record.